UUGGUGUGUUUGUGGAACUGCAGAUUUUCAAGCAAUGCCUUUAACAACUUGGUGUUGGUUUAUUCGUCUCUGGUUCUGUUCGGCAUGAAGUCAGAGGAACUGGAAGUGAAGGUUCUGAUUGUAACAGAAGUUUUGGAAAUGGCCCAAUUUAUUAAGCAGAUCUGCUUCAAGACGCUGAUGUCUAAAGACGGGGAUCCUCUGAUAUACCUGGACAGAAACUGGCUGACUGUGAGCCCAUCUCAGGAGGAGGAGUGUCUGUCUCAGUUUCCGUGCAUAAACCCCCUGGUCAGUCAGCUCAUGUUAAACCGAGCUCCAUCCCUCCAGUGGCUCCUGGAGGCAGAUCUGCAUCAGCUGAAGAAGUUAUUUCCUGAGGUUCCUCAUAAAGUCCUUAAGGAAUGCAGAGCCUACAGCCCCUCAGCCAACCAUUAA
Messenger RNA from Cyprinodon variegatus (sheepshead minnow), 429 nucleotides. RefSeq lists its product as uncharacterized. Gene Ontology annotation, molecular function: ATP hydrolysis activity; single-stranded DNA binding. Bases 85 to 429 code for a protein of 114 amino acids. The record is from RefSeq and is a predicted model, not a curated record. Gene Ontology annotation, cellular component: condensed nuclear chromosome. The transcript is spliced from 4 exons. NCBI's taxonomy places the organism in Eukaryota, Metazoa, Chordata, Actinopteri, Cyprinodontiformes, Cyprinodontidae. Gene Ontology annotation, biological process: resolution of meiotic recombination intermediates.